CUUGUGGUGCCGUUUUAAAAACCGUUUGGGGGUAUAAAAUCCAACACCGCACUUUGUUGAAACAUCACUUGACAACAGUGAACUCAUUCAGCAACACACAGCAUCAGCAGCCAUGGCAACAAAGGUGCUAAGUAUCUUGUGCUUGAUAACGUGGACCGCAGCAUCGCGAUUCAACUACAAUAAUAAUUACAGCCCGUUAUAUCGUCAACAUCUUGUUCAGUACGUCCAACCAUCAGCUUUAGCUUCAGCUUCAGCGCCCACUGCCACCUUUCAUUAUGCAGCACCGCAAAUAGCACCAAUUGUUGCAUCCACUCAGGAAGAGCUCCAAGUUGAACACAAUUCAGUUGCAAGUCCCACUCCCGACAAAUAUGAUUUCUCGUAUGGGGUACAUGACUCUUUGACAGGCGAUAUCAAGAGCCAGAUUGAGUCCCGUGAGGGAGGCCUCGUGCAAGGAUCCUACAGUCUAAUUGAUGCCGAUGGAUAUAAACGCACUGUGACGUACUCUUCGGACGAUGUGAAUGGUUUCAAUGCUGUUGUUCAACGAGAACCCGUGGCAAAAGUUUCUGCUUUUGUUGUGCCACUGCAGUAUCCUCAGGCACAUCAGUACCUGCCAGUGUUCCAAGCUCCUUUCCCUUACCCGUCAUCAGUGACGACAAUAACGCCUCAAUAUCAACCAUUGCCACCAUCCUCAUCCCAACCUCCACAGACUCUGCAACCGUUGUUGCCUCCGUCGUCGUCGUCCUCGAUUCCGGCAGCGGUGGAACCAAAUUUUGAUGAUGCUGAAAUUGUACCAGCACAACAACAACCGUCAGGAGAAGCCUUUGAGCCAGCCGAUACUGAAGAUUUCGAAGACGUUCCUCAGUCCGACGAUGAUAGCGAUGUUGUUGAGGCAUAUGGCGCUGCUGCAGCUGCAAGAACUACUUUAGAAAAUAAUGAGAGCAGUUACGCACAGAAUCGAACAGAACCAGUAACCACUCCACAAACCAUUAUUGAGCAACAAAACUGAACAGACAAAGGGUGAUGAAAUUUAAAUUGGACGCAUUUAACGAAAGUUAAAUGUACAUUCGUUAAAAUAAAAUUUGUUUGAAGCUUAAA
Messenger RNA from Eupeodes corollae, 1095 nucleotides. RefSeq names its product cuticle protein (gene Cpr31A). The transcript has 2 exons. Gene Ontology annotation, cellular component: extracellular matrix. The record is from RefSeq and is a predicted model, not a curated record. Lineage: Eukaryota; Metazoa; Arthropoda; Insecta; Diptera; Syrphidae. Bases 113 to 1006 code for a protein of 297 amino acids.